AUGGGACCCCCUGCCAGCCCCGGCUUCUACGUGAGCCGCGCGGUGGCCCUGCUGCUGGCGGGGCUGGCCGCCGCGCUCCUGCUGGCGCUGGCCGUGCUCGCCUCGCUGUACGGCCACUGCGCGCGCGUCCCGCCGUCGGAGCUUCGCGACCGCGGGGCUCCGGCUGCCGCGCCCUCCCUCCCCGGCCAGCAGGAGCCGACCGCGCAGCCCGGCCCCACCCCGGAGCCCGACGUGGCGGCCACCCGGCGCUACCGGCGACCUCCGGGGCCCUGGGACCAGCUGCGCCUGCCGCCCUGGCUCGUGCCGCUGCACUACGAGCUGGAGCUGUGGCCCCGGCUACGGCCGCGUGACCUCUCGGCGUCCGCGUUGCGCUUCACGGGCCGCGUGAACAUCACGGUGCGCUGCACCGCGGCCACCGCGCGGCUGCUGCUGCACAGCCUCUUCCUGGACUGUGAGAGCGCCGAGGUGCGCGGGCCCCUGUCCCCGGACGCUGGAGACGCCUCCGCGGGCCGGGUAUCUGUAGUGGAGAGGUGGUUCGCGGUGGACAUGCAGUACCUGGUGCUGGAGCUCGGCGACGCCCUGCAGCCCGGGAGCCUCUAUGAGCUGCAGCUCGGCUUCUCCGGCGCCGUGAGCCAGGACACCAGGGAGGGCCUCUUCCUCAACCUCUACACGGACCAGGGUGAGCGCAGGGCCCUGUUAGCAUCUCAGAUGGAACCAACAUUUGCCAGGAAUGUUUUCCCUUGUUUUGAUGAGCCAGCUCUGAAGGCAACUUUUAAUAUUACAAUCAUUCAUCAUCCACGUUAUGUGGCCCUUUCUAACAUGCCAAAGCUAAGUCAGUCUGAGAAAGAAGAUGUGAACAGAAGCACGUGGACUGUUACCACCUUUCACACCACGCCCCACAUGCCCACUUACUUGGCUGCCUUUGUCGUUUGCGACUAUGAACACAUCAGCAGGAUUGAGAGGGGCAAGGAGAUACGCAUCUGGGCCCGGAAAGAUGCCAUCGCAGAUGGAAACGCAGACUUUGCUUUGAACAUCACAGGUCCCAUCUUCUCUUUUCUGGAGGAUUUAUUUAAUAUCAGUUACCCUCUUCCAAAAACAGAUAUAAUUGCUUUGCCUACUUUUGACAACCGUGCAAUGGAAAACUGGGGACUAUUGACAUUUGACGAGUCAUUAUUGUUGCUGCAGCCAAAUGAUAAAUUAACAGAAAAAAAGAUCAUGAUCUUCUAUAUUGUCUCCCACGAGAUUGGACAUCAGUGGUUUGGAAACUUGGUUACCAUGAAUUGGUGGAAUAAUAUCUGGCUCAAUGAAGGUUUUGCAUCUUAUUUUGAAUUUGGGAUAAUUAACCACUUCAAUCCUAAACUCCCAAGGAAUGAGAUCUUCUUCUCUAACAUUUUACAUGGUGUGCUCAGAGAAGAUCACGCCCUGGUGUCUAGAGCCGUCUCCAUGAAGGUGGAAAGUUUCACAGAAACCAAUGAGAUAAAUGAGCUCUUUGACUUAUUCACUUACAACAAGGGAGCGUCUCUGGCCCGGAUGCUAGCUAGCUUCUUGAAUGAGAAAAUAUUUAUCAGCGCACUUAAGUCAUAUUUGGAGACUUUUUCUUACUCAAAUGCUGAGCAAGAUGAUCUAUGGAGACAUUUUCAAAUGGCCAUAGAUCACCAGAGUAAAAUUCUUUUGCCAACAACAGUAAAAAGCAUCAUGGACAGCUGGACACAGCAGAGUGGUUUCCCAGUUAUCACCUUAAAUGUUUCCACGGGCGUCAUGAAACAGGAGCCAUUUUAUCUUGGCAAGGUUAAAAAUCAGACUCUUCUAACCCACAAUGAUACAUGGAUUAUACCUAUUCUUUGGAUAAAAAAUGGAACUACACAGUCUUUAGUCUGGCUAGAUAAAAGCAGCAAAGUAUUUCCUGAAAUGCAAGUUUCAGAUUCUGACCAUGACUGGGUGAUAUUAAAUUUGAAUGUGACUGGAUAUUAUAGAGUUAACUAUGAUAAAUUAGGUUGGAAGAAAUUAAAUCAACAGCUUGAAAAAGAUCCUAAGGCUAUUCCUGUUAUUCAUAGACUUCAGCUGGUUGAUGAUGCCUUUUCCUUGUCUAAAAAUGAUUAUAUCGAGAUCGAAACAGCACUUGAUUUAACCAAGUACCUUGCUGAAGAAGAUGAAAUCAUAGUGUGGCAUGCAGUUUUGAUGAACCUAGUAACCAGGGAUCUUGUUUCUGAUGUGAACAACCAUGAUAUAUAUCCAUUGUUAAAGAAGUAUCUGUUGAAGAGACUUAUCUCAAUAUGGAAUACUUACUCAACUAUAAUUCGUGAAAAUGUGACAGCCUUGCAGGAGGACUAUUUAGCUCUAAUAUCACUGGAAAAAGUUUUUGGAACUGCAUGUUGGUUGGGUCUUGAGGACUGUCUUCAGCUGUCCAGAGAACUCUUCAGAAACUGGAUGAACCAUCCAGAGAAUGAAAUACCUAAUCCAAUUAAAAAUGUUAUUUUAUGUUAUGGCAUUGCCUUGGGAAAUGAUAAAGAAUGGGAUUUUUUGUUAAAAAUCUACAAUAAUAACACAAAGGAAGAAGAAAGGAUUCAACUGGCUUAUGCAAUGAGCUGCAGUAAAGAUCCAUGGAUACUUAACAGAUAUAUGGAUUAUGCCAUCACUGUGUCUCCUUUCACUUUUAAUGAAACAAAUGUUAUCGAAGCUGUUGCAGCAUCUGAAGUUGGCCGAUAUGUUGCAAAAGACUUUUUAAUCAACAAUUGGCAAGCUGUGAGUGAAAGGUAUGGAACGCAAUCAUUGGUUACCCUGCUAUAUGUAAUCGGGAGAACCAUAAGUACAGAAUCACAGAUCUUAGAGCUGCAGCAGUUUUGCAGUAACAUGUUGGAGGAGCACCAGAGACUCACAGUUCAGGCCAAAUUACAGACAAUAAAGAACGAAAAUCUGAAAAACAAAGAGCGAAGUGCCAGGAUAGUGGCGUGGCUACGGAAAAACACAUAA
Messenger RNA from Rangifer tarandus platyrhynchus (Svalbard reindeer), 2970 nucleotides. The record is from the annotation of a GenBank genome assembly. Lineage: Eukaryota; Metazoa; Chordata; Mammalia; Artiodactyla; Cervidae.